Quercus lobata is the source of this 489-nucleotide messenger RNA. RefSeq names its product probable RNA-binding protein 18. Gene Ontology annotation, molecular function: RNA binding. The transcript has 3 exons. The coding region runs from base 1 to 489 and encodes 162 amino acids. NCBI's taxonomy places the organism in Eukaryota, Viridiplantae, Streptophyta, Magnoliopsida, Fagales, Fagaceae. The record is from RefSeq and is a predicted model, not a curated record.
AUGGUUCAUAAUGAAGCAAUUGAUCCCAACGGUAACCUUAAUUUGAGAAUAACAGAGGCUGCUCUGAUUAAGAUGUUUUCUCCCUUUGGAAAGAUUGUAGCUGAAGACUUUCUGAGGCAUACUAGUGGCCCAAAACGCGGUGAGCCACGAGGCUUUGCUUUCAUCCAAUAUAGCACAAAAGAGGAAGCUAAAUUGGCCAAGGAGAAGAUGCAUGGGAAAUUAGCUUGUGGGCGCCAGUUGGUUGUCCGUCUUGCUAGUGAGAAAUACUUGGUGGAAACAACAAAGAAGUUGUCCAAAGGUGUGGGUGACUCACAUAAGACAAGCCUUUCUGGUAGUAGUUCAGGACAGAGGAGUCGAAUUGUGAAAAUUGCUGCAAUCAAGAACAAAUUAAAAGCUAUGGAAGAGGAUAGCUCUAUUUCGAAGAAGCAGAAGCUAGCUGAAAGAAUCUCUAGUAGUGCAAGUUUGGAUCGGCCCUUUGGCAAAAGAUGA